AGCAGCUCCGCCGGCAUCCUGCCUCACCACGACAUCAUCGGGCAGCUUCCCGGGCAGUUUCUGCCCACGUCGACCGGGGCGCGGUUGUUGCUGAGGAGACCUUCGCUGGACGAGUACGUGCUGCUGAUGCCGCGCGGGCCCACCAUCGCCUACCCCAAGGAUAUAAGUGCUAUUUUGAUGAUGAUGGAUAUCCACCCAGGAGACACUGUUUUGGAAAUUGGCAGUGGGUCUGGUGCCAUGAGCUUGUUUCUGUCAAGAGCAGUUGGGCCUAAAGGACGUGUUAUAAGUUAUGAAAUCAGAGAUGAUCAUCAUAAUUUAGCUAAGAAGAAUUACAGGCACUGGCGUGCUGCAUGGGAAAUAGGACAUAUGGAAGAGUGGCCAGAUAACGUGGAUUUCGUUCUUAAAGACAUUUCAACAGCUGCUGCGGAUAUGAAAUCUGUAACACUUGACGCAAUAGUUCUGGAUAUGCUUCACCCUCAGAUUGCUCUGCCUGUUGUACACCCAAGCCUGAAACAGGGCGGGGUGUGUGCUGUGUAUUUAGCAAAUAUCACACAGGUUAUUGGCCUUUUAGACAGAAUACAGACCUUCAAGCUCCCUUUUUUGUGUGAAAGGAUCAUUGAGGUAACUCAUAGAAAUUGGUUGGUAGUCCCUGCUAAAAUCAAGAAUUGCAAAUCGAGCCAAAUGGUGGAAACUCAAGAAAAUAUUGAAGAAGCUCCUCAAAAGGAAUAUGAAGAAAUCCACAUUCAGGAUCAAGUAGUUCUUAAAGAAGAUGAAUUCAAUGAAUCAUUUUCUGGUGAUGGUGAAACAUUUUCCUCGGUGCCUUACGUUGCUAGACCGUCUUGUUGGCAGGAAGCUCAUUCAGCAUUCCUUACCAAGCUGAGAAAGUUUCGACCACUUCAUUCUUGA
This is a messenger RNA of Merops nubicus (carmine bee-eater), 906 nucleotides long. It is a transcript of the gene TRMT61B, whose product is annotated as tRNA methyltransferase 61 homolog B (S. cerevisiae). Gene Ontology annotation, biological process: tRNA methylation. Gene Ontology annotation, cellular component: tRNA (m1A) methyltransferase complex. The record is from RefSeq and is a predicted model, not a curated record. Lineage: Eukaryota; Metazoa; Chordata; Aves; Coraciiformes; Meropidae. The transcript has 7 exons. The annotation marks the transcript as partial.